This is a messenger RNA of Trichomonas vaginalis G3, 492 nucleotides long. RefSeq names its product protein ubiquitination. The transcript has a single exon. The coding region runs from base 1 to 492 and encodes 163 amino acids. The record is from RefSeq and is a predicted model, not a curated record. NCBI's taxonomy places the organism in Eukaryota, Parabasalia, Trichomonadida, Trichomonadidae.
AUGAAUAAUGACAAAGAAAGAUUCAUCAUAUUCACGGAAAGAGAUGGAUUUGAUAAAAAUCAAAAACUUAAAAGCACAUUGUAUUCACAUUCUUAUGUAGGGUAUUCAUUGCUUGAAUUAUGUUGUUACCAUGGAGCAGUUGAUUGUUUUAAGUUAUUAAGAACGAAAUACAGCUCAGAAAUAACUCAAAAAUAUCUAGAAUAUUCAUUUUUAGGGGAAAAUCCAGAAAUCAUGAGCGAAUAUUUGAAAUAUCAAAAACCAUCUAAAGAAUGCAUGGAAUAUGCAAUUAUUUCACACAACAUUGAUUUUGUUACUUUCUUGAUGAAUGAAUGCAGUAUAGAUAUCAACUUAGAAUUCCAUGGAAUUUACAAUAAUCUUGAAUCCUUUUUAGUUUCUUUCGAUCAAACUAAUCUUUUGUUUAUUCACCGAUGUUUAAUAAUCCAUCCCUUAUCGAAUACUUCUUUUCACAUGGUGCGAGUAUCAAUUGAAUAA